Molecule: messenger RNA, 6442 nt
Organism: Xiphophorus couchianus (Monterrey platyfish)
Lineage: Eukaryota; Metazoa; Chordata; Actinopteri; Cyprinodontiformes; Poeciliidae
Product: receptor-type tyrosine-protein phosphatase F-like
Exons: 25
Coding region: 1-4728 (1575 amino acids)
Biological process (GO): protein dephosphorylation
Molecular function (GO): protein tyrosine phosphatase activity; protein binding
Source: RefSeq, a predicted model, not a curated record
AUGUUUGUCUUUCAUGUAGGUAUACCCAACUUCAUCAAGUCCCCAGAUGAUCAGACAGGGAUUUACGGAGGUGUUGCUUCAUUCAUUUGUCAGGCUACAGGCGACCCUAAACCUCUUAUUACCUGGAAGAAAGAAGGGAAGAAAGUCAACUCUCAGCGCUUCGAGGUCAAAGAGUUUGAUGACAAGUCAGGCUCAGUGCUGCGUAUCCAGCCGUUGAAAACCAACCGUGAUGAGGCCAUCUAUGAAUGCACAGCCAGCAACAGUGUUGGAGCAAUCGCUGCACCUGCCAAGCUUAUUGUCUUAGAGGACGACCAGAUACCUGCUGGUUUCCCCAACAUUGACAUGGGACCCCAGCUGAAGGUUGUGGUGCGAACAAAUACAGCUACGAUGCUGUGUGCAGCCAGUGGAAACCCAGACCCUGAGAUUUUCUGGUUUAAAGAUAUGUUGCCUGUGGACAUCAGCAGCAGUAAUGGGAGGAUAAAACAGCUGCGGUCAGGAGCACUUCAGAUUGAAAACAGUGAUGAGUCUGACCAGGGCAAGUAUGAGUGUGUAGCUGUGAACAGCGCUGGCACUCGCUUUUCUAGUCCUGCUAACCUUUAUGUUCGAGUCCGGCGUGUGCCUCCCCGUUUUUCCAUCCCACCCACUAAUUGUGAGGUGAUGCCUGCUGGCAGUGUCAACCUGACAUGUGUGGCAGUGGGUUCUCCAAUGCCUUUGGUCAAGUGGAUGAGUGAUGAAGUGGAGCUGACCCAGGAGGAUGAGCUACCCCUUGGCCGUAAUAUCCUGCAGCUUACCAAUAUUCAACAAUCUGCUAACUAUACCUGUGUUGCCAUCUCAACUUUGGGUAGGAUUGAGACCACAGCUCAAGUCUUUGUCAAAGCUCUUCCGAAGAUGCCUACCUUUCUGCAGGUGGUAGAGACCACAGCCACCAGUGUUACUCUAACAUGGAAGUCUGGGAAUGCUGAGCCUGUGUCCUACUAUUUGGUUCAGUACCGUUCUAAAACUUCUGGCAAUGGUUUUCAGGAGAUAGAUGGUGUAGCGUCAACUCGCUACAGCAUUGGCGGUCUUAGCCCCUUCUCUGAAUAUGAAUUCCGUGUCCUUGCCUCUAAUAGUGUUGGGCGGGGGCCUCCAAGCAGAAUUGUGGAAAUCUGUACAGGUGAGCAGGCACCAUCAUCACCACCUCUUCAUGUACGGGCACGAUUAUUGAGCUCCACCACCAUACUGGUGGAGUGGGAAUCUCCUGAGGAGCCAAAUGGUCAACUGCAAGGUUAUCGGAUCUUCUACAGCUCUGAGCCCAGUAAUCCACUCAGCACCUGGCAGAUACACAAUAUCAAUGACAGCAAGUUCACGUCCAUCUCAGGACUAACGCCUACCACCACUUACAGCCUAAGGAUGCUUGGCUUCACAUCUAUGGGAGAUGGGCCACUGUCUGAUGUUCUGCAGUUAAAAACCCAGCAAGGAGGUGAGGGUUUCCCACAGUUGCCUGGAAAGCCCAGUAUGAUGAUCAGUACAAUGAUGGGGAAUACUGCUAUGAUCCAAUGGCAACCUCCUAAGGAAAUGGUGGGAGAGCAUUUAGGCUACCAACUGCAGUACAAGAGAACAGAUGAGAAAACAUUUACUGUCAAAGAUUUCAGGAAGACAGAUGAUCAUUUUACAUUUACCCGCCUCCUUAAAGGGGCUACUUACAUUUUCAAACUAUCUGCUAAAAACCAAGCAGGCACUGGUGAAGAAUAUAUAAAAGAGAUAAGCACCCCUGAAGACAUGCCCAGUAGCUACCCCCAGAAUCUGAGAGUGGUGGGCCUCACCUCCACUUCAACUGUAUUGGUUUGGGAACAACCUCCUCUGUCAGAGAGGAAUGGAAAGAUUAUAAAGUAUGUAGUGGUAUAUCGGGAUAUUAAUAGCAAGCACAACAGUACCAAUAGUACCACAGAGACACAAAUGACUAUCCUGGACUUACAGCCUGACACAACUUAUGACAUCAGAGUCCAAGCUUUCACCAACAAGGGAGGAGGACCUUUCAGCCCCAGCAUUAAAAGCAGAACCACAUCAACAUCUGUGACAGUGUUUGUCAAAAACUUUGAUGUGAAGGCUGUGAUGAAAACCUCUGUCCUUUUGUCCUGGGAAGUACUAGAAACAUACAAAUAUCAAAUUCAACUCAAGAUUCUGUACAACAACCAAAAGGUAGAAAUUCAAGGUGACCUGAAGAAAAAGCUGAUCACACAGCUACAACCAGAUACAUAUUAUUCUUUUGUACUGAAGAGCUAUGGGAAUGGAGCUGGUGACCUUCAACAGCAGGUUUCUGUUCGAACCGCUCCAGACCUGCUGUCAGUGAAACCAACUCGAUAUCGGCCAACUGUGGAUGAAGACAGGGUGACUAUUGUUAUGCCUGAGGUCCCAGCUGAAGCCCAUGUAAGGUGGUUCUACGUAGUUGUAGUCUCUGAGACCCUUGUUUCUUUGGAGAGAUGGGAAAACCCUGAAGAUAUAGACAUAUAUGAGAUCCUGGAGGCUGAUGCUGACAACUCAGGGCAGACACACAGUCAAGAUUUUCUACAGCCCUUCAUUGUUGCCAAGAUGGCUGUUCUGCCAGAUAUCUUCAUGCUUGCCGAUGAAAAGAAAUACAAUGGCUAUUAUAACAGGCCUCUUCCUAUCCUUCAACAGUUCCGUUGCUUUGUUCUGGCAGAUCUAAAAGAUCUAGAAUCUAGGACGUUUGUUGCCAGUCCAUUUUCUGACACAUUCAUGGUGAAUGUCAGUGAAGUCACAAGCCAAGCUCAGGAGGACCCAGAGAUGUUGUGGGUGGUUGGUCCAGUGCUGGCUGUCAUUAUCAUUAUUAUCACAGUGAUUGCUAUUUUACUCUUUAAAAGGAAACACACAUCUUCAGCCAAGGAUGAACACAUAUUAGAGAGAAAAGAUUCCCUCAUGACCUGCAUCACUGAGCCUGUGGAGAUGAGAAGACUAAAAUGCCAGACAUUAGGGAUGAGGGACCUUCCUCCCAUACCUGUUUGUGACUUGGCAGACCAUAUAGAGAGACAGAAGGCUAAUGACAGUCUACUCUUUUCACAGGAAUUCCAGACUAUUGAUCCAGAACAGCAGCUCACCUGGGAGCAUUCCAAUCUUGAGAUCAACAGAUCUAAGAACCGCUAUGCAAAUGUUAUUGCUUAUGACCACUCCAGGGUCGUCCUCACACCGGUGAAUGGAGUUCCAGGAAGCAACUACAUUAAUGCCAACUAUAUAGAUGGCUAUAGGAAACAGAAUGCUUAUAUCGCCACACAAGGGCCACUGCCAGAGACAAUUUGUGAUUUCUGGAGGAUGGUAUGGGAGCAGAGGAGCUGCACAAUUGUUAUGAUGACCCGUUUGAAGGAGAAGUCAAGGGUUAAGUGUGACCAAUACUGGCCUAGUCGUGGUACAGAGACAUAUGGAACGAUUCAAGUGACCAUACUGGAAACUUUGGAAUUGGCAAAUUAUGUCACAAGAAUAUUCAGCAUUUACAAGAAUGAAUCAUGUGAGAAAAGAGAAGUGCAACAGUUGCAGUUUCUAGCUUGGCCCGAUCAUGGAGUGCCUGAGCAUCCUACCACAGCACUGGCCUUCCUUCAUAGAACUAAGUCAUGUAAUUCACCAGAUGCUGGUCCUAUGGUGGUUCAUUGCAGUGCUGGCGUUGGGCGCACAGGCUGCUUUAUUGCUAUUGAUGCUAUGCUCGAGAGGAUGAAAUACGAAAGGUCUGUCGACAUAUAUGGUUAUGUGACAUGCAUGCGAGCUCAGAGAAACUACAUGGUACAAACAUUGGAUCAAUACAUGUUUAUACAUGAAGCACUUCUGGAAGCUGCAACAUGUGGCAAAACAGAAGUCCCGGCCCGCGGUCUGUACACCCAUCUCCAGAAACUCACUCAAAUUGUUCCCAGAGAGAAUCUUACUGCCAUGGAACAAGAGUUUAAGAAACUGACUUUGAAUGGAAGUCAUAAAACAUCCACUCAGAGAUGCAUCAGCGCCAACCUGCCAUGGAACACAUUCAAGAACCGCCUGGCAAACAUUAUGCCUUUUGAAUCUAACCGUGUCUGUCUGCAACCAAUCAGAGGCAUAGAGGGCUCUGAUUAUAUUAAUGCCAGUUUCAUUGAUGGAUACAGGCACCAGAAAGCAUACAUUGCCACUCAGGGACCACUGGCCCAAACUACUGAGGACUUGUGGAGAAUGUUGUGGGAACACAACUCCACAAUUGUAGUCAUGUUAACCAAACUGCACGAGAUGGGACGGGAAAAGUGCCAUCAGUACUGGCCAGUGGCGCUUUCUACACGAUAUCAGUACUUUGUUGUUGAUCCAGUGGCUGAGUACAACAUGCCUCAGUACAUACUCAGAGAGUUUAAAGUCACAGACGCCAGAGAUGGUCAGUCAAGGACCAUCAGGCAGUUUCAGUACACUCACUGGCAAGAGCAUGGAGUGCCCAAAAUCGUAGAAGACUUCAUCAACUUUAUUGGUCAAGUUCAUAAAACUAAAGAACAGCUUGGACAGGAUGGACCAAUCACUGUACAUUGCAGCGCUGGGGUCGGACGGACUGGAGUAUUCAUCACUUUGAGUAUUGUGUUGGAGAGGCUGAGGUACGAAGGCGUGGUUGACAUCUUUCAGACAGUCAAGAUUCUCCAAACUCAAAGGCCAGCCAUGGUUCAGACAGAGGAGCAGUACCACAUGUGCUACAGGGCAGCUUUGGAGUACCUGGGAAGUUUUGAUGUCUACGCAAUGUAACCUGUCUUAUAAACACACAAAGCAAAAAGCUGGAACCAAAGCCAAAACUAAUUUUUUUGCUUAAUGAAUAAGGAGUCAGUGAGGGGCCAGUGAGGAGAUGACCACUGCAGGAAAACAAGACCAUUACUUCUAUGUGGACUGGUGGUAGACAGUUAUUGCACCCAUGCCUUCCCAAAAAUAACCCUGAAUCCCCAUUUAGUCUUUCUACAUAUACAGAAUAUAUAUUUGUUUACAAUCAUCAUUAACCUUCCUGAGAUAGAACCUAAAGAAAGCCUAAAAGAAGCAGUGGAUAUAGUGCUUGUUUAUUUUAAUUGUGCCAGACAAAUUACUGGAUAAGAAAUGAGACAAGUUAGUCACUUCGAGGAAUGUUAGAGUUGGUUUAACCAACAAUUUUUUUCACUCCUACAUUGUUUAUGGAUGGUGCCUGGACAGUGUCAACCAAAAGCUACAAUAUAACUGAGCAAGGUCUUUUGUCUAUCUGCAUCUAUGGAUGAUUAUUUCAGACAUGAAAAUUGAUAGUAAUACUUUGUGGUAUUUUCUUGGAAUGAUGAGAUUCAAACCCCUGCAAACAUAAUUAUGGGUCCUAAAAAUAAAACUAAGUCAUUAUUAAAAACAACUACAUACUUUUGCACACCAGGCCUGUGAAGUAGAGAAAUUGUUUACUAAAUAGCACAUGCUAAUUGUACUGACAAGACAGAGCAAAUACUUGUUGCAUGAAUGAGUAUUUGCUCAUGGAACAAAUACUUGUUUGGCAAUGCCUUCUGGCAACAAAUGGAAGGACUGAGAUCUUACUGUCACCCCUCUCCAAUGCAAAAUAAUUUUCCAUUAUUGUAUGUAUAUUGCUUAUGAGCAUGUAGUAGCUCUGGUUUUUCAAUAGAAUCCAUAGAUUCAUAAAUGUUGAAAAAAGGAGAGCUGUUAAGAGAUGUUGUAAAAAGUAGAAGAGAAAAAAAACUUCUAAAUCUUGGGUGAAUUCAUGAACUAUAUUUGUAGUAUAUUUUGUACUUAGUUAUUGAGAUUUCAUAGGAUCUCAGACUAUCCAUCCAUCUAUCCAUUUCCUACAGCUUUAUCCAGGGUCGGGCCGCGGGGGUAGCAGCUUCAGAAGGGAGGCCCAGACUUCCCUCUCCCCAGCCACUUGUUCCAGCUCCUCCGGGGGAAUCCCAAGGUGUUCCCAGCACCCAUAAAUUUUCUGUAUUUUACAGCCAACAUUUAAAGUAGUUGGCUGUUCAAUGCUGUUAAAUUUCCGAUAUACACGCCUAUAUCAACACUAAGUGUAACAAUAAUGACCAAAAUAAAACACAGGAAACAUUAACGUCAGCUAAAUUGUUGUGGCGGGACCUUCACAGGACACCCCAGAAUGCUAUGGAUCGACGCUGCCAUCACGGUUGCCUAGAGACCUGUUUCCUUUUUAAAUGUCCUCAACUCGAUACUCCACCAUGUCAUUAGAAGCAAAAACUCUUGCAAAAGUACAGACGUGAGUGGGAAGACGUAUAUCUAAUACUAAACAAUUUCAGUGAGGAUGAAUACAGGCAAUUAAAAAAAAAACAUGUACCAGCGAUGAGUAUGAUUUCGGACAGAAUGGAUCAGGAGAGAAACACUAUAGACACAGCAGAACCUAGAAGAACCAUAAAUCAGGCUAGGGUUAGGGAGAACAUUUUCAGUUUUUGUGCUCUUAGUCGACUACUAUGGUUUUAUUAUUUGCUUAUGUUGAGUUUGG